AAAGACUCAUCCCAGUUGCUCUCUUUAGCUGCCAUAGUAGAUUUGUGUUUGAGCAAUAGGGAGCUGAAGCUGAACAUCCUUUGUGCAUGAAAGCACUCUGCAAACAUGGCUGGUAAAAUUCAGAGUCUAACUGAGGAGGAGAGGACCCACCUUCUACCACUGCUACGAAGCGCUCAAUGGGUGGAGGUUGUGGGACGGGACGCCAUUUACAAAGAGUUUAUUUUCAAAGACUUCAAUCAGGCCUUUGGUUUCAUGUCCAGAGUGGCUUUGCAAGCAGAGAAGAUGGAUCAUCACCCUGAGUGGUUCAAUGUUUAUAAUAAGGUCCAAAUUACUCUCAGCACACAUGAUUGUGGGGGGCUAUCUCAGCGUGACAUCACUUUGGCUACCUUCAUUGACCAGGCAUCACUGAUGUGACAAUCCCAUGUUACUAACUCAAGCUACUCAAGUGCUGAAACUCAAGGCUCUUCAUUCCUCUCAAACAUCUUCAAGAGUGGGAUUUUCAGAUCUAAAGAAUAUGGAUGGAUGACUAGUGUUUCUUGGAAGGGCACUACGUCUUGUACUGCAAGGGCCACGUAGGGCCAUGUAUUGUGAAAAUGAUGAUCAGCUAAAGGUUGAUGUUACCUCCUGUUUAUUAUCCAGGCCACUGCUAUCUAAUGUGCAAACUGCUUUUCUGCAUUAUUGUUGGUAAAUGUUAUUUGUCUUGCAAACUGAUUUAGACUUUUUCCAAAGAAGUGACCAAAAAUGGAGUUUCUCAUGUGACAACGCAUUUUAUUAAAACACAACAUUGUAGACAAUCUGCAGGUUUUUUUAAUCUGGUUAAGUUUAAAUGAGUUAGCUCUACUGCUAUAGAUCCCUUGCUUGAAGGAAAAGGAAAGUGCAUCUGAUUUAAAAUAACACAAACAGAGAAUGAAUGAAAGAGUCAAAAUGUAUUCAUUCAGAAUAUCAAGAAGACCUUUUAAUAUAAUGCAAUCAUGUACUUCAAAAGACAGAGUAACUGGGUUUUGUUCAGGACAAAUUUCAUCAACACAUUCCAUUGUAAGGUGAUUGUUAUUCUCUGUUCAGCCUGUAUGUUGGAAAGACUAGUGACCCAAGUCCAGUAUCAUGACGUGUGUUCAAACCUCUGAAGGCACAGAAGCAAAUGCUCAUUAUUGCUACAUGUUGCCAAACUGCAACAACA
Molecule: messenger RNA, 1177 nt
Organism: Labrus bergylta (ballan wrasse)
Lineage: Eukaryota; Metazoa; Chordata; Actinopteri; Labriformes; Labridae
Source: RefSeq, a predicted model, not a curated record